Molecule: messenger RNA, 3487 nt
Organism: Nylanderia fulva
Lineage: Eukaryota; Metazoa; Arthropoda; Insecta; Hymenoptera; Formicidae
Source: RefSeq, a predicted model, not a curated record
AGGAAGAAGAAGAAGAAGAAGAAAAGGAGGAGAAGAAGAAAGAAAGGAAGAGAGCGCGAAUUUAGCGAGGAGCAGCGAGAUACUCGUCUCUUCUUUUACACGCCCAGCGGGAGCCGCUGCGUCACAUGGGCCGCGCUCAUUCGUCGAUAGAGCCGGAUGACGUCACGCGCCGCGCGACCAUUGGCCCGCGACACGGUGUCCGGACACGUGAAUCGUGGCCGUGCAAGCAUGGCAGUUUGAUGCGCAGUGGUUUUCAGCAGCGCUUGUAAAAUGCCACCGCCACGCGCCAGCAGAUCGAUCAGACCGUCCGAAGUAUCAACGGGACGCAGCGACGCAAGCAAAAGGAAGAGGGGUGAAGGUGGUUGUUGGCUGAGCUUGCGACAACCUGGUCCUGCCAAUUCAUCGCCGGCGUCUGGAGGAACCGGCGGCGGCUGCGGCGUCGGCGGCCGCCGUAAAGCCGGCGAUUCGAUGCUGCGGAAUCAGCAAGACCAUCAUUCGGCCAACGUCUGCGAGCACAGAGAACAGCAACAACCACAACAGCAGCAACAGCACAACAAUCACUACCACAAUCAUCGCGUCCCUCCUCUCCCCUCUGCGUCCGUUGCUCCGAGGGAACAGCAGAUCGGCCAUAGAAUGAGUCUGGAAACGUUGCUACAAGCUGCCUAUUAUGUCGAACAGGAGGAGAAGAAGCGGGAGCGUCUCGCGAGUACUUCCUCCUCCUCCUCCUCUUCCGACCAGCACUCGUUUGUGUCCGCGCCGCCCCACUCUAACCACACUUACGCCUCUUCUGAGCCACGUGGUGCUAAAUUUAAAAAAGAUCGCACAGAGGCAGAUGAUCUUUUCUGUGAGGAGAAAAUGUUGGUUAUCGAUGAGGAAGAGCCGUUGGAAAAUAACAGGACGAGUCAAUCGAUUGCAUCACGAGAGAAUUCUGUAGUCUCCAACGCGAGAGUCGCCGUACCCUUAUCAUCAACUGGGUCGAACCCGGUUCAGCUGACUGCACUUCAUUCCACCUCUCAUCAUCAUCACCAUCACCACCACCACCACCAUCAUCAUCAUUCGCAGCAGUUGCAGCAGCAACAACAGCAACAGCAACAACAACAGCAGCAACAGCAACAUCAGCAACAGCAGCACAAUCACAGCGACCAUCACAACACACACAACCAUUAUGUGGAGAAUCAUAAUCCGAAUCAAUCGCAGCAGAGUGUUGGCAACCUUGUUGUGGACGUCGAAACGAACCACGAUAAAAAACAUCGAACUGGACCUUGCGUUAUCCGAUCUGGUACGAGAGAAGUACACAAUAAAUUGGAGAAGAAUCGUAGGGCACAUCUCAAAGAGUGUUUUGAGCUUUUGAAGAAGCAACUCCCUUCGCAAGAUGAGAAGAAAUCUUCAAAUCUCUCUAUUCUACAUGCAGCAAUCAAAUAUAUACGAGCGUUGACAAAGAAAGACCAAGAUUAUGAGCACGAAAUGGAGAGACUUGCAAGAGAAAAAAUCGCGCUUCAACAAAAGUUAAUGGCACUUAAGAAAGAAAACAAUGCGUCUUGGGAUCAUAUUGACAUUAAUUCUCUUCUGCUGGAACAAAACUCUGGACCGGACAUGACACUAACCGCCAAAAAUGAAAAUAUAGAAGUUAAUGUCAUCGGACUCUCACGAAGUGGUACGAGAUACAGUAGCACAAGCAGCUUGAACAGCGUGACAACAGCCAGUUCGCCGCAAGCAUUGCAAUCCACUAGCAACACAACUUCCAAUAUUCACAAUCAAGCUGUAAAUACUGGUGUCGUUUGUCAAACGCAAGAACUCGCGCGCAGUUCCAGAGAAAGUCCGCCCGCGAAUUUGGUGUCUGCCGCAGCAACACCUGCAGCUAGCAUUUCUACUCCGCAGGAAAAAGUCGCCACGUCGUCCACAGCUAGCAUAGUGCAGCAAUCGCAUCAAUUACACCUACCGAUUAGCGCUCAAAUGUUGAAUACGAGUCAGGGUCUGGCGACGAUUGUGCCGACUUUGCAGCACAUCGGUCCGGGGCUUAGGGUGGUCCCGGGUGAUACACGGCAGCUCUUGGUCACGCAUGCUCCGGGCAAUAACGAGUCCAGGUCGCUCACACUAGCUGUCCAAAACUCCUCGGAUCAGUCCAGGCCGCCGCUGAUCGCUGUGCAAUCCAACGCCGGAAAUGAGCCAAGGCCCGUGGCUCUGGUCGUUCACUCGUCCACCGCCAAUGACAAUAGAGUGACGUUUGUGCACUCCAAUUUGUCCAACAACGACAGGCCGUUGGCCCUGGCCAUGCAAUCGUCCGCAAGCGAUGUUAGACCCGUCACCUUCGUACAUUCGGGUAACGAAGGCCGGCCGCUGGUUCUCGCCACGCAUUCCCCAGCAUUGAACGUGUCGAAUACUCAAACGAGAAUAAGAACGGGAGAUGCACAUACUACACAUAAAAUGGUUAGCGGGGUGGCAUUAGUUGGAGGCAAUGGCUCCGAAUUAGCAAGAGCACUUCCCGGUGGCGCGGAACUGAAUAUACUUCCAGCAAAUGGAUUAACUUUGAGCCACGCAGGAGUGUCGCUUCAGACGAGCGCGGGCAAAUCGGGCUCGACGAUGAUGCAGAACGCCGCGUCCACGGAGAGUAUAGCCCACAUCGUCGGCCAGCACGCGCCACUCUCCGGCUUAACUCCGAUCGUCACGCCGAUGACAGUCGUCUCUCAGGGUAAUCAGGUGACAGCACACAUCCUGGCGCCGUCCAGUCUGGCGGGGAAGAUGAUUACCACGCCGAUCCUUAAGUCCGUGGGACAGAUGCCGCUUGUGAAUGCUCAGUACCUUAACACCACGACCCUGGUGAAGCCCGUCGUCGUGGUGAGCUCGUCGACGUCGACGCUGCCGUCGACGACGGCUUCCAGUACGCAGCCUCCGUCGACCUCGAACUCGACUGUCUGACAAUAUCAAGGAAAAGCAAAGUUCACCUGAUUGAUGUGUUGGAAUGUCAAGAUACGGAUUGUCGAAAAAUGUUUUAUAGUAAUCGGAGUCCUUACGUUCUAAACCUGAUGUUAUAUAUCUUUUAUUAUUCAUUGGGAUUAACGAAAGAAAAUUAGCGAGCAAAAGUUAAAACUAUGAGCCAUAUGUGAGAGUUAGGCAAUCUUUUACCAUUAAUGAAAUUUACGCGAGAAAAGCCUUGGUUUAUUGACCUAUCUAUUCCUGAUAUUGAAGUAGCCUCGCAUUUGUGAAACCUUAUGUCCCAGAAGAAUUGGAUUCGAUGAAUUUUUGAGCUUUUCCGCGAAGAAAAAAUUGACUGCGAAAAAAACCUUGCUCAACUCAUGCAAUGUAUGUGUAUUGUAUACAGUACCUUAGUUUCGUUAGGGAAAAAUUAGAUUAUUACAUAUAAUGAAGUUCAAAGGGGCUAAUUUAUGGCCAUAGUCCAAGUGUCCAGAAUAUAAGAAAGCUUAUUACAACAUGUUGAUAAAUUAAUGCUUUUUAAGGCUCCUGGUCUCUAUAUUGAUUUAUAAUAUAC